This is a messenger RNA of Armigeres subalbatus, 2035 nucleotides long. RefSeq names its product negative elongation factor B (gene NELF-B). The transcript is spliced from 2 exons. Gene Ontology annotation, cellular component: nucleus; NELF complex. Bases 157 to 1920 code for a protein of 587 amino acids. Lineage: Eukaryota; Metazoa; Arthropoda; Insecta; Diptera; Culicidae. The record is from RefSeq and is a predicted model, not a curated record. Gene Ontology annotation, biological process: negative regulation of transcription elongation by RNA polymerase II.
AUGACAAAACGCAUUCGUUCGUAAACAAAAAUGGCGAUUGUUGUUCUUUGAAAACUCCGUUUGGCUCAGAUUGUGAUCGUCUCGUAAAAACCUGAAAACAUAAUUACUAUCUAUAUAAUAAAUUCCACAAAACCCAUCAAAUCAGGUCAAGUAACCAUGUCUGUGCCGCCAAAAUUCCCUGGUACCGGUCUGGAAGAAGUCAAUGUUCCCGGUCAAGCUUACCUUCGAGAUGCGUUAUCCUGUUGUGACGAUCCGUUGAAAGCCAUCGAAAACUUCCAGCUGGAGAAUGGUAUCCUUUUGCCAUCGCUGAGACCGAUGCUUCCGUUGUUGGAUCUGCACGGUGUUAGGCGACUCGAGUUCCAUACGUCAGUGCUGGAGGAACUUCGAAAUAAGUUGAUUGCCCACAUCAACGAAGUGGGUGCCAAGGAAGGUCGAGAACGGGACCGUAAAUUGAAGGAGCUGCUGGUUAAGAGCUUCCCGGUAGUACGGGUCAAGGCUUUGCGACCUGUUGUGAUGUGCAUUUUACGAAACACCAGCCACAUCGAUGAUAAAUAUUUGCGGAUUUUGGUGCGUGAUCGCGAACUGUACCAGGACACGGAUACCGAGGUUAAAAGGCAAAUCUGGCGAGAUAAUCAGUCGUUAUUUGGAGAUGAAGUAUCACCUCUGCUAUCGCAGUAUAUUCGCGAGAAGGAGCACAUCUUGUUCGAUCACAUGAAUUUAAACAAUCUAUUCUUUACGCCGACGCCGAAAGUUCGUCGACAAGGAGAAGUUGUCCAAAAGCUAGCCCACAUGAUCGGAAAUAGCGUCAAACUAUACGAUAUGGUUCUGCAAUUCCUGCGUACGCUUUUUCUCAGAACUAGAAACGUACACUACUGUACAUUGCGGGCCGAACUGCUGAUGGCACUGCACGAUUUAGAAGUGCAGGACAUUAUUUCGGUGGAUCCAUGUCACAAAUUUACCUGGUGCUUGGAUGCCUGCAUCCGAGAGAAAAAUGUGGAUAUUAAAAGAUCGCGAGAACUGCAAGGCUUUCUGGAUAAUAUCAAGCGCGGUCAAGAACAAGUUCUGGGUGAUCUCUCGAUGACGCUGUGUGAUCCUUAUGCUAUCAAUUUCUUAGCGACUUCAGCCAUUAAAAUCCUUCAGCAUUUAAUCAAUAACGAAGGUCUUCCUCGAGACAACACUAUUUUGAUACUGCUACUGAGAAUGUUGGCGCUUGGACUUUCUGCUUGGAUUAUGAUCGAUUCACAGGACUUCAAGGAACCGAAAUUGGAUAGCCAAGUCGUGACAAAGUUCCUUCCGGCGCUAAUGUCUCUCAUGGUAGACGACCAGGUUCGUAAUUUACACUCCAAACUACCACCAGAUGAGCGCGAGAGUGCCAUCACAACAAUCGAACAUUCCGGUCCCGCUCCGGAUGCAGUCGAAGCGUACAUCCAGGAAAGCUCUGUAGCUUCAAUUCUCGCAAUGUAUUACACUUUGCACACAGCUCGCCAGAAAGAUCGGGUUGGAAUUCUUCGAGUCAUGGCCAUUUUGGCGUCCUGUAAGGAUGAUCGCGCUUACGAGGAUCCGUUCCUACACUCCUUGAUCGCACUGAUGAUUCCAAUGUCGGAGGAAUUCGCCAACGAGGAUUUCUGCACCGGACUGUUUGACGAGUUCUUAUUCGCCGGUCUGACGCGGGACAACGUAACCCGGCAUAUGCUCAAGCUACUGUGGUACAUCCAUCAGAAGUUGCCCCAGGGACGGCUGCAAACGUUGAUGAAGGCAUUGCAACCGAACGCUCAGCAUCACGAGAACGUGCAUAAACUGUAUGAGAACCUGCAGAAACGGGUCAUGGCUGUCCACCACGAACCACUGCCGGAGCCGAUGGAGACGGAUUUCGAUUCGCCGCUGAAGAGUGUCCCAACGCCGGGAUCGCACUACGUUUGAAAGUGUGUAGCGGUAAUUUAGUAGGUUUGGAGAAUUUAUGUUACAUAACUUACCACUUAUUGGUAAAUAUUAUUAAGUAUUCGGAAAAAUAUAGAUAAUCGUAAAAUUUUAAUAA